Molecule: messenger RNA, 477 nt
Organism: Prorocentrum cordatum
Lineage: Eukaryota; Dinophyceae; Prorocentrales; Prorocentraceae
Source: the annotation of a GenBank genome assembly
AGGGACCGUAUUCUCGGGCGCCGUGGCCGCGGCCCCCCCCACCCGCCGGCCCCGCCGCGCGGUUAGUCCCGCGCUCGGCCCCAGAGGGCGAGACCUUCCCCAGGCAUGCCGGACAAGUCGGACAACCCCAUGCGGCAGAUCAAGGUGGAGAAGCUGACCCUCAACAUCAGCGUCGGCGAGAGUGGCGACAGGCUCACGCGCGCCGCCAAGGUCCUGGAGCAGCUGACCGAGCAGCAGCCCGUCUUCUCCAAGUGCCGCAUGACCAUCCGGUCCUUCGGCGUGAGGCGCAACGAGAAGAUCGCGUGCCACGUGACCGUGCGCGGCGAGAAGGCGGAGGAGAUCCUGGAGAAGGGCCUCAAGGUCAAGGAGUACGAGCUGGUGAAGAGGAAUUUCGCGAAGAAUGGUAGUUUCGGCUUCGGCAUCACCGAGCACAUCGACCUGGGCAUCAAGUACGAUCCCAGCGGGGGGCUCAGAUGA